Cryptomeria japonica (Japanese cedar) is the source of this 1289-nucleotide messenger RNA. RefSeq lists its product as uncharacterized. The record is from RefSeq and is a predicted model, not a curated record. Lineage: Eukaryota; Viridiplantae; Streptophyta; Pinopsida; Cupressales; Cupressaceae. The coding region runs from base 196 to 627 and encodes 143 amino acids. The transcript has 2 exons.
ACAGAUGGGGAAUUUUGAUGAUUCUCUGUCCACCGUUUUGCUAAAUUUACUGCAUAGAAAGCGUUGUGCAUAUAAAAUGAUGAGAUUUUUAUACUAAUUGCGUUGUGCCUUUCUGAAUUCGAAUGCCAAGUAUCAACCACUGCCACACCUCACAAAUUUAGCAGGUGUGGGAGUGCCGGGAGAUGGAGAUUGCAGAUGGAUUUGGUAGAGUUGAAAGACAUGAGGAUACAGAUGAGAUUCAGGGGAGGUGCAAGAAGAGUUCAGGGGAGGUGCAAGAAGAGCAUUGAGGAUACAGAUGAGAUUCUGGGGAGGUGUAAGAAGAGCAUUGAGGAUACAGAUGAGAUUCUGGGGAGGUGCAAGAAGAGCAUCGAGGAUACAGAUGAGAUUCAGGGGAGGUGCAAGAAAAGCAUCGAGGAUACAGAUGAGAUUCUGGGGAGGUGCAAGAAGAGCAUUGAGGAUACAGAUGAGAUUCAGGGGAGGUGCAAGAAGAGCAUUGAGGAUACAGAUGAGAUUCUGGGGAGGUGCAAGAAGAGCAUUGAGGAUACAGAUGAGAUUCUGGGGAGGUGCAAGAAGAGGAAGACAUCAGGGGUCAACCAUAAGGAAGAGGACGACCCUCAUUAUAUUUAACAACCCAACUGUAAAUCAGGUGGGAGAACAGAAAACUGCUAAAGGAAAACUCGCUUGUGAGGGACAAGAAUCUUGCAAAGAGUUUAUCAAGGGAUUUUGGGCUCCUCUUAUAUUAAGGGAGUAUGAGAAUGACAUAAGAAGGGGACUUUUGGGAAGGAUCUACCCAUAUCAACGGUUGCACAUUUUACUUGUUUAACAUUCCUGCAAUCUUUAGCAGUCUACCACAUUUUACUUGUUUAACAUUCCUCCAAUCUUUACCAGUCCAGCAACCUCAUUAUUCUUAUCAAGUGAUUUAGAAUUUUGUAUGGGAAUAAGGUGUAGCCAAUCGAUUAUUUCCAAGUCUCUAUGAUACUCUUAUUUGGGAUUUUGAAGGCCUCUAUGACCCUCUGAUUUGGAAAAUUUUAAGCAAUUUGGAAAGACGGUUUUCAUAUUCAGAUGACAGUUUUCAAGGCUAUGUAUAUUUCAGUGGACUUGUUUGACUCACACCAUAUUCAUUGAAUUCCAAUUUACUUGUUUAACAUUCUUGGAAUUGAUUGCAGGCUACCGUGCAAUUCUGACUUAAAUGAUAUUCCAGGAAUAAUAUAAUAGCUGUUGUCUCCUAGUGUAGAUAUCAUUGUUGUAGUGGCUUGUUAUCAAUUUUCUAUAGAUUCUUUUCUCUCAGU